Messenger RNA from Dichomitus squalens LYAD-421 SS1, 1220 nucleotides. RefSeq names its product ras protein. The transcript is spliced from 7 exons. Lineage: Eukaryota; Fungi; Basidiomycota; Agaricomycetes; Polyporales; Polyporaceae. The coding region runs from base 427 to 1002 and encodes 191 amino acids. Gene Ontology annotation, molecular function: GDP binding; GTPase activity; GTP binding. Gene Ontology annotation, cellular component: plasma membrane. Gene Ontology annotation, biological process: signal transduction. The record is from RefSeq and is a predicted model, not a curated record.
CGACGCCCGCGACAGACUCGGACCCGCCGGUGCACCUCCCCGAUCCGGAGCGUUCUCGGCCCGCGGACCGCCCAGAAGAGGCAGGAGGAACCGGGAUGCUGCCGGAUUUGGGGUGGGAUUGGGGCAAACGGGGGCGUAGCUGGCUGUGUGUGUGAAUUGAUAGAAAUAGUAGGCAGGGGCGUCUGCGCGCGUGCAAGGACAAAUCUGUGCUCUGUCUACGUCCACCAGCUGCUCUCCGUCUCGCCCCCAAGCCUCUUCCGGCCUCCCUUUACGACCUGCACGAACUUGCACGACGUAUAUCUGCUUAUUAUCUUUUAUCGUCCUCUUCUCGUCUCUGCUCUCUCUCUCGCCUGUCACGACCCUCUCCUCGAUUCUUCACUCUUGAGAUCUGCACAUUCUACACUCUCGUUUCCUACACUUUGAGACAUGGAUAGCUGGAGAGUUGCCGUUCUUGGUGAUGGAGGUGUAGGAAAGACGGCAUUGGCUGUACAGUUUACGCUCAAUUGUUUCGUCGAGACAUACGAUCCAACGAUUGAAGAUGCAUACCGCAAGCAACUCGUAGUCGACAAUCGCAUGUGUUUUGUAGAGGUGAUCGACACGGCAGGGCAAGAGGAAUAUGCCACACUUCGAGACCAAUGGGUCAGGGAAGGCCAGGGCUUUAUCCUGGUAUACUCGAUCGCGUCGAGGGCGACGUUUGAUCGGCUCGACGUCUUCCGGCAGGCCAUGUUGAAGGUCAAGAGACAGAAGCCGGUCUUCAUGCUUGUCGGGAACAAGUGCGACAAACAGUACGAAAGGGAGGUCUCGCGAGAGGAGGGUGCGGCGCUGGCGCGGCAGUUUGGCUGCGAGUUCCUAGAAACAUCGGCGAAAACGGCGCAUAACGUGGAACGCCUCUUCACGAAUCUCGUCCGGCUGCUUCGAUCGACGAAACAGCAGGAGCAAGGGGUGCAAGGCCCCGUACGAUCACCAGAGAAGGAGAAGAAGCGCAAGUGUAUUAUCAUGUAGGGCUCCCUCAGGACUAUAUAGAACUGACCCAUCUUCCCGCCUACUUACCUUCUUCUAUGAUACCACGUCUUCAUCUUUCUUCUCGUUGGGUUUAUUACGUCUUCGGGCUCCGUUACAGGGCGCAUCUGUGACCCUGCCACGACGAUCUUCUCCCUUGCUUCUCAAUGUACAUAUAUCCCCCCUCACGCCAAGUGGCUGUACAUUGAGCUCUCUACGUC